Messenger RNA from Fusarium sp. VM40, 498 nucleotides. The record is from the annotation of a GenBank genome assembly. NCBI's taxonomy places the organism in Eukaryota, Fungi, Ascomycota, Sordariomycetes, Hypocreales, Nectriaceae.
AUGGACGUCAGUCUGCUGCGGCCAGAUGAUGCCCGUGUCCAGUAUGUCUCAGCCAGUGUCCGGGGCAAGACAUACGAGUAUAUGAUCGGAAAUCCGCCACAAGACCAUCCCGUCGCUACCAUCUUCCUCAUCCAUGGGUUCCCAGACAUCCCCCAUGGGUGGCGCUUCCAGGUCCCGUACCUGAUGUCUCUCGGCUUCUGUGUCGUCGUUCCCAGCAUGCUCGGCUACGCUGGGACGGACGCCCCUCGAGAGCUCGCUGAGUAUACCUUCAAGUCCCUGUCCGCCGACGUGAAGGAACUCGCAGCCCAGAUCGUCGGCGACGGGCAAAUCAUUCUCGGCGGCCACGACUGGGGCGGCAUGCUCGUCUGGCGCGUAUCCAUGUACUACCCGGAGCUUGUCAAGGCCGUAUUCUCUGUGUGCACGCCUUACAUCGCGCCGCAGACUGUUUACUUCGAUGUAGAGGAGCUCGCCGCUGACAGGAUGCCCAAUCUGGGCUAA